AUGCACAAACGCACCAAGAUUAAGAUUGCCAUCUUCGUGCUGCUGGUAGGGAUGGCUUGCAUGUUCACGGCCGUGGUGACGGACCACUGGGCCGUGCUCAGCCCCAAAGUGGAUAAAGUCAACCAGACCUGCGAGGCGGCCCACUUCGGCCUGUGGAGGCUGUGCAAGAAGUACAUCUACAUUAGCUCGGAGAACUACGAGGCGGGGCACGGCUGCGGACCCAUCAGCCUGCCGGGAGAGGAGAACUGUACGUACUUCAGACACUUCACUCCAGGGCAGGACGCUGAGAUAUUUGAGUACAAAACACAAAAAGAGUACAACAUCUCAGCUGCAGCCAUCUCCAUCUUCAGUCUGGCCUUCAUGAUCCUAGGCUCUCUGUGUUUGAUGGGCUCGUGUACCGGGAAAGGGAAAGGACGAGACUACCUCCUGAAACCUGCCGGCAUGUUUUAUGCAUUUGCAGGUCUCUGCGCCUUCAUCUCUCUGGAGGUGAUGCGUCAGUCGGUCAAACGCAUGAUCGAGAGCGAGGACACGAUCUGGAUCGAGUACUACUACGCCUGGUCCUUUGCCUGCGCGUGCACCGGCUUCGUCCUCCUCUUCCUCACCGGCAUCGCGCUCCUCCUCCUCUCCAUGCCGCAGAUGCCGAAGAACCCGUGGGAGACGUGCAUGGACGCCGAGCCGGAUCAAGUGGAGUGAUUCGAGGGAAACUGACCUCCCUGCAAACACGGGCCUUUAGUCAGACGUCCUGCUCACACCUGGGGUUAAGAUGCAUGCUGAUUAAGGGAGGAGCUUAGACCACACCUGAACAGACCUUACUUCCUGCUCUUAAUAAUCCUCAUCUUUAACCUGCAACACUUUAAAUGAUUAAAACCUUAAAGCAGGGAGAAGAUACGAGUUAAAUGACACGUCACCUCUGAUUGUUCACCUCUCUGCAUGCAUGUUAACUCCAGGUGUAAACAGCGACUUCACUUUAUUCUGUAUGCACGCUGAAGUUUUAAAUACACCCGUACUCGCCAACAUUUCCCUCCAUGUGGAGACCAGAGUCUGAGUUUCAGAGCCCUCGGUUUGUUGCCUCAAAUGUCAUAAUCAUGCAAACUUUGGCUCUUCAUAUUUCACAUUUAGGAUCAUUAUAAAUUGACAUUUUAAAUAUUGCAUACAGUUCUGUCCUGACUCACAGUCGGGGACUUUAUCUGAAUUUGCUUACUGUUCAUGUAUGAUAACUUGUACAUAUCUGAUGUGUGUGUGUGUGUGUUUUUGUAUCAGGGAUUAAACAGAGUAAGAACAGCGAUAUGUAUCUAAAUGUUCAGCUGUACAUUUUUCAGAGUGAUGAGGAGGAGACUUUAAAGAUGCAGACCGUCUCAUGUCAGAUAGAGCGUCGUGAAUAAAUGAGCAGAGCAGCAGCACAGAGCAGGUGUGUGUAUGUUUAUGUGUGUGUGUUUGUGGCAUGCUGAAUGCUAAACACCCACACAGUCUGCUGCACACAGCGUGCUGGAAAAGGUUCAGAUCCAGCAGGUGCACAAACAAGGCUUUUACUUUCAGUGAACAAACCAAUUGGAUUCAAAAAAUCUCUCUUCUUCUGCUUAAUGUGUCUGCAGUCACUUAAAGCAGCAGUUUGUCUUAAGCAUCGUCUUUGAAGGGAAACCUGCAUACGACACAGAUAUCAGCUCAGCUGUCUUAGCUUUCAUUUCAGAUUUAACAAAGUAGAUGGCCCGAUGUGUUCGAGGGAACCAGCCAUGCAGAACGGAAACACAGGCACAGAAUUAUCUAAUCCCAAAAUUCAGCCCGCAACCCCCACUGCCCCUUUAAGUGAUUAAAAGUUGCUUCAAACCGUCUAGUCUGGUCCUGUUCGAGGUUUCUACCUGUUGAAUAUAAGUUGUUUUCUAAUUUAGCCAAGCAGGCCGAUGGCGGUCCACCAUUGAGUCUAGUUCUGUCCGAGGUUUCUGCCUCUUAUUUAGAUGAAAGUUUCUAUUUCAGCAAAUGUGGUAGAUUGCUGUCACCAAAUGAGUCUGAUGUUGUUGAAGGUUUCUGCCAGGUAAACUUUUCCCUCAAAGUGAUUAAAACUCACUUCAAACCGUCUAGUCUGGUCCUGUUCAAGGUUUCUACCUGUUGAAUGUACAGUAAAUUGUUUUCUAAUUUAGCCAGGGAGGCAGAUGGCGGUCCACAAUUGAGUCUAGUUCUCUCCGAGGUUUCUGCCUUUUAGAUGAAAGUUAUUUAUUUAUUUUGACAAAUGCGGCAGAUGGCUGUCACCAGUGAGUCUGGUGUUGUUGAAGGUUUCUGCCAGUAACAUUUUUCCCUUGACUAGUUAAAAGUUGCUUCAAACUGUCUAGUCUGGUCCUGUUCGAGGUUUCUACCUGCUGAAUAUACCUUUAGUUGUGUUCUAAUUUAGCCAAGAAGGAAGAUUGAGGUCCACCAUUGAUUCUAGUACUGUCUGAGGUUUCUGCCUUUUAGAUAAAACUUUUUUUCUAUUUCAACAAAUGCGGCAGAUGUCUGUCACCCAAUGAUUAAUUACUUAAUUAACAUAAUUAAUUGCUAACUCACCCUUAACUUCAGAGUCAGGGGAUUUAGCAACAAACGAAGGCAGAAAACUACUGAAAAGAUGAGUAUUUGAAGGUUUUAUUUGAAAUGUAAUGACUACUUUUGUUGAUAUUUUUGCAAUAAUAGGUAAAAUAUGCAAUUUUGGAUUACUAGACCUUCUAGUAGACAUUUCAGAACCCCCCAGGAGGUCCCGACCCCCAUUUUGGGGACCCCCGAUCUAAUUCAACCUGCACAUGAAGAGGGUUGUUUCUAACCUCGACCUGUCACAGACACAAACUGACUCUGAAGAAGAAGGAGGAAACAUGGUGUUUAGUUGCUCACUCCACCUUUACGCCACAUACUCUACAUCCUGCACCGCCUGUGCUCACGCGCUCUGCUUUAGUUCUGAGGAGUGUAAAUUGGGGCUAAUUUGCAUCUCCUGCUGCUGCUGUGUGCGAGAGCUGCGACCUUCAGCACGUUAGGAGCUCCUUCAGGGGGAAAGUAAUUUAUUCUGACUUUUUGUUCUGACUUAACUCAUGUUGUUUUUGGGACUGCUAUCUUCCUCUUACUGUAUGUUUGACAA
Messenger RNA from Notolabrus celidotus (New Zealand spotty), 3094 nucleotides. RefSeq names its product calcium channel, voltage-dependent, gamma subunit 1a (gene cacng1a). The transcript has 4 exons. Lineage: Eukaryota; Metazoa; Chordata; Actinopteri; Labriformes; Labridae. The record is from RefSeq and is a predicted model, not a curated record. Gene Ontology annotation, cellular component: L-type voltage-gated calcium channel complex; membrane. Gene Ontology annotation, biological process: regulation of calcium ion transmembrane transport via high voltage-gated calcium channel; calcium ion transmembrane transport. The coding region runs from base 1 to 693 and encodes 230 amino acids. Gene Ontology annotation, molecular function: calcium channel regulator activity; voltage-gated calcium channel activity.